UAAAAACGGGGUACUUAAGUCUUUUUUUUAUACUCAUCAAUACACUUGAUUUUCCUUUCAGUACAAGGAGAACCUACAUUUGAAAUUUGGGAAACAUCUUUGACGUGCUUCUUUAGAAAUAGUGAUAACCAACUUCACCGGUCAAAAUUCAAGAUGGCUGCCUGGUGGCCUUCUUGUUUUUCCAAUCAGUUUCAAAAUGUAACAUGCACAACAAAGGACCGAGGGGAAUCUAUCAAUAAAAUUUGAGAGAGAUACAUCUUGUACUUGUUGAGAAAUAGCGAUAGGGAGAAUUGUUCAGGCGGACAACAAACCAUGGACAAUAUUGGUGAUGGUAGGCAAAAAGGCAGGGAAAAUGUUCCUAAUGUUGGCCUCAUGUUGAAUGGUGGACCAGUCAGAAUGAAGCAAUCUUAUUAACUGUGUACAGACGGAAAUGUGUAAAAGUCAAAAUGGCCACACAACCAAGUUCCCCACCACCAGCAACACCUAGAAAGAAGGAAGACUCCUUUCUGGAUAAAAUUGGUACAUUGGGAAGGAAAAAGAAGGCGAAAGAAGUAAGUGAACUCCAAGAGGAGGGUAAAAAUGCCAUUGAAUCACCUACCAGUCCCACAUUUGCUGAUAUUGGACCAGAAGGAUAUAGCAUGGAUGACAAUGAAGAAAGAUCCAUGAUUGAGCCGCAGUCAAGAGAGGAUUCAAAAGUUAAAGAAUUAGUUAAGAUGCUUUUGGAAUGGAUCAAUGAUGUGUUGGCAGAUGACAGAAUUAUUGUCAAAGAUAUUGAGGAAGAUCUCUUUGAUGGACAGAUUCUGCAAAAGUUAAUUGAGAAGCUAGCUGGGAUCAGGGUAAAGGUGCCAGAGGUGACCCAGUCAGAGCAGGCCCAGAAACAGAAGCUCUGGAUUGUACUGGAUGUCAUCAAUGAGAAAUUACAGCUGCCUCCUGCCUGGAGUCAAUCCAAGUGGAGCAUAGACAGUAUUCACUCGAAGAACUUAGUAGCUAUUUUGCAUCUGUUGGUGAGCCUAGCUCGUCACUUCAGGGCACCAAUCCGACUACCUGAAAAUGUCUGUAUCACACUGAUGGUUGUACAGAAACGAGAUGGUAGACUGUUCCCCAGACAGGUGACAGAAGAAAUAACAACUAUUAAUGAGGAUAUUGGGGCAAGGUUUGAGCGAGAUGCCUUUGAUACACUCUUUGACCAUGCACCAGAUAAGCUUAACUUAGUGAAAAAAACUCUGGUGACCUUUGUCAAUAAACAGAUGCUGAAGAUAAAUCUUGAAGUAACCGACCUCGACCAGCAGUUUCAUGAUGGCGUGUACCUGGUCCUCCUGAUGGGGCUGCUGGAGGGAUACUUUGUACCCCUGUACGACUUCCAUCUCACCCCUACCAGCUUUGAAGAAAAGGUUCAUAAUGUCAACUUUGCCUUUGAACUGAUGCAAGAUGGUGGACUUCCGAAGCCCAAAGCCCGACCAGAAGAUGUCGUCAACCAAGAUCUGAAAUCUACUCUCCGUGUGCUCUACAACAUCUUUACCAAAUACAAAGGUCAAGCACCGUGACAUGGUCACAUUGUGUAUGUGCAAUCAGCUGCAAGAACAACACCACACUGCCAAGAGAAUCCCAACAAGCCACAGCGCCUGAAUCAGUGUUAAACAUUGGAGGUCAUUUGUAUGCUUACCCUAUUUAUUAUGUACUCUUCAAAAACAUUUUACAGUAUAUUUCAUAUACAAUGUUAUAGUUGCAUUAAAAGCUUUACAAUAUACUUUUGUUUUAAUUCUGCAACAUCCAAUGUGUACUUUCACAAGAGAUGUCCCAAUGGUACCUUCAUAUUGUAAUACUCACUGAUCGUCUUGUUCCCUUUGUACAGUUUUCUUAGCUUAUUGAUAAGUUACUUUAAUAUGAUUUUGAAUGACCAAUUGAAAACAGCCAACACUUCAAUUAGACAUUUUAAUUGAUUUUUGAUGCAUUAUUAGGUCACCUGAGCUUUGCUCAAGUGACCUAUUCUAAUCGCUUUUCGU
Mizuhopecten yessoensis (Yesso scallop) is the source of this 2003-nucleotide messenger RNA. Its product is annotated as beta-parvin-like. Lineage: Eukaryota; Metazoa; Mollusca; Bivalvia; Pectinida; Pectinidae. Gene Ontology annotation, cellular component: actin cytoskeleton; cytoplasm; focal adhesion. The record is from RefSeq and is a predicted model, not a curated record. The transcript has 15 exons. Gene Ontology annotation, molecular function: actin binding. Bases 447 to 1544 code for a protein of 365 amino acids. Gene Ontology annotation, biological process: establishment or maintenance of cell polarity; substrate adhesion-dependent cell spreading; cell projection assembly.